UCAGAAGUGGAGGAUGACGAUAAAACUACUUGAAAACUCAAGAUCAAUAUUGUUAUUUCAUGCUGGGAGGUCUAUCAGGCAAGUUUCUGUUUAAUUUGUCUGGCGUACAUGGCUCCGUCAUCGAGACACGAGGAUGGAAGGAUUACUGAAAUACAGCUUGACAUGGGAGGGACGCACUCUGAUCUUGAGGAAUCUCAACCACAGGAGAAGAAGAGAUCGAAGCUACGAAGUUUCUUCCAGCUGACAAAGAAGGGCAGUUCACCAGUCAAAUGGUCGAUUAUCUUUAUCAUAUUUGUUGCUCUGUUCGGAAGUUCGUUUGUGAUUACGUUCCUUUUCCCUUUUCUCCCUCACAUGGUGGUGACGCUUGGUUACAGUGAAGAAGAAAAAGGUUACUACGCUGGUCUUGUUGCAUCUUCAUUCUUCUUUGGAAGAGUUUUUGGAAGCUACUUCUGGGGUUGGCUGUCUGAUAGCAAAGGACGUAAGCCCGUGAUUCUCAUCAACCUGGCGUUGACGGGCAUCACGACGUUUGGCUUUGGUUUCACAAAGACGUUAUGGUUUGCCAUAGUUAUGAGGUUCAUUACAGGAGCAAUGAAUGGUGUGAUAUCAACAGCCAAGUCUGUACUGUACGAAAUAUCAGAUGAUACUACACAAGCAAUUACGAUGUCUUCCAUUUCACUUGCGUGGGGGAUGGGCAUUAUCUUGGGACCAACUGUUGGUGGUUUCCUUGCCAACCCAUCAGAUAGAUACCCCGAUGUGUUCCCCCAAGAAGGCUUCUUCAAGGAGUAUCCAUUCUUCCUCCCGUGCAUGGUUGCCUGCCUCAUAUCCUUCUUUGCCUUUGUCAUUGUUCUCCUCAAACUGCCAGAGACACACACUAAAAUACUCAGACAAAAAAGAGAGAAGGCGAAAAGAGCUGAGGAGGCUGUGAGCAGAGGAGAGGAAGUAAGGCGACUGCUGGAGGUCGGAAAACAUCAAGGCAACGAAUCGAUCAAGUUCAUUAAAGUGCAACUGAAGAGUGUGAUAUCCCUCCCUGGAGACAUGGCGAAGACGCUGCAUCUAAAGACAUCAGAAAGCUGCGGUAAGUUUUCGGAGCACGUGAUGAAGCGUCCUCGCACUUAUAGUUGCUCUGCUAAAAUGGAGACGAACUCCAAUCGGAAUGAUGGUCUCAGGAAGAGGACAUCGUGUGAGGAGGCAGUGGAUUGCACACUAGUACGCUCACAGUCUGCUCCACUGAUGAGGAUGGACUCGACUGCUGCAGUGGCUGGACAGGGCCAGGGAGGACAGUGCAGGCCAACGACGUCAAGCCUUUGCUCGCGGUGGUUAACUGAGAGUGGAUCUCUAUUAAAACUGUUACGGAUGCGAGAUGUCCAGAAGAGUGUUGGGAUCUAUACAUUACUGUCCUUUGCUGUUGUUGGCUAUGAUCAAAUAUUUGCGAUUUGGUCUUCUACAGAUCCAAUGUAUGGUGGUCUUGGGUUCACCCCUGUUCAGAUUGGCUUAGCGAUUGGAGGAGUUUCUGUGCCACUGUUAAUGCUGCAGUUAUUCAUCUUCCCCAAGUUGGAGGCAACGCUAGGAGCCAAGCGGACGAAUCAUUGGUGCUGUUUCAUCUUAAUGAUUCUGAUCACAGCCACCCCAGUCAUGUCCGCCUUGGUUGACAAACCAGUGCCACUAUGGUUAAUGCUGCUAGUGAUCCUUGCCCCGAACAGGAUUGCUACAAUCUGCUGUUUCACAUCCAUGGCACUGUUCAUAAACAACUCAGUACCACCAGAGCAUGCAGGCGCCGUCAAUGGACUGUCGGUGACAUUUGCCGCAACAGCAAGAGCCAUUGCUCCACUAGCCUGUGGCAGUAUCUACGCAUGGUCCAUUGUCCAGGACUACGGUUAUCCUAUUGAUGUCAAUCUUAUGUUUAUCAUCUUUGGCCUGGUCUACAUGGCUGCCGUCAUCUUCAACCUCUUCAUUCCCGAGAGGUUGAACAAGCAAAGGAAGAAGAGGAAGAGGAUGGAACCCACAGAUGAUACGAAAGCCAUUCAGCAACCAGGAUUGCAAAGAAAUCAAGCUGACAGUAAAAGUAGUCCAUGUGCAGUUGAGAAGCAUGAUGGGUUGCGUGGAAUUGAGAUUGUAUUUGAGGAGGAAUGUCCUGAUGAGGACGCGGAAACACAGAGAGAGAGACAUUGAUGACAACUGCUUGUAUAGGCCGUCUAUUAUCAUCAAUGACAACUUUUUAAACAAACAUUACUAGUACAAGGAAUGACUGAUAAUGUAAUUUAUGAUAUCGAUUCCUUGUCCAAUAUUUAUUCAGUGAUCAUGGCUGUCAAUAUUCAUAUCAGACAGAUCUGACGGCUGGUGUUUAGUUUCACCACGAUUCCCAAUCAUGGGUUGAUAACGCUUGGUUUAAACUAACAGUCCAUAUUCCAAGGUGCAUCAACCGAGGACCGUUCAUUCAAUGAAUGUCUACUGAUUCAAUAGAUAAUUUCCUGUAUUAAAAAGUGUAUCAUUCUGCUAUAAGUUAUUAGAUGUAUCAGUAUUUUUAGGCUACUUAUGACUUUGUAUCAAUCUGUGUAGGUUACAUGAUUUGUCCUAUUGUUUGUUACCACUGUAAUAAACUGACUUGUACUAUUCCUGA
Molecule: messenger RNA, 2617 nt
Organism: Lineus longissimus
Lineage: Eukaryota; Metazoa; Nemertea; Pilidiophora; Heteronemertea; Lineidae
Exons: 12
Coding region: 109-2169 (686 amino acids)
Biological process (GO): transmembrane transport
Molecular function (GO): transmembrane transporter activity
Source: RefSeq, a predicted model, not a curated record